Trypanosoma brucei brucei TREU927 is the source of this 2010-nucleotide messenger RNA. RefSeq lists its product as hypothetical. Gene Ontology annotation, cellular component: nucleus. Lineage: Eukaryota; Euglenozoa; Kinetoplastea; Trypanosomatida; Trypanosomatidae. Gene Ontology annotation, molecular function: RNA binding; pseudouridine synthase activity. Gene Ontology annotation, biological process: pseudouridine synthesis. The transcript has a single exon. The record is from RefSeq and is a predicted model, not a curated record. The coding region runs from base 1 to 2010 and encodes 669 amino acids.
AUGCUUCAGGCCUGUGGUGUGGAGAAGUUUCAUGUGCCAGUAGAGCGUGUUGCGGUUGCGCGACUGAAGGACUGCCCUGAGGACUUCAUCGUUGCGGAGGUAGACCCCGCGGGCGAGGCAACAGAUGCCCAAACAUACAAGCUUCCCAUACCGCGGACACCAACGAAUAGUUGUGGCGAAGUUGGCAGUGUCCAAACCGUCUUGUCCACGGCGACUGAACUGAACCGAGGGCAAUGCGGCGGCAGCGCGGGCGACUCCGAAAAGCAUAUCAAUGUAGCGCUCCCAAUGGAUGAUUCCUUGAAUGAGUCUCUGUUGGAAACCCUUCUGGAGGUGUUUGGUAGUAAGAGGGAAGCUGUUGCGCAGUAUUCUUCCUGUGCCGCGGCUAGGAACCUCUUGUUUCCAACCAAAGAGCAUGACAUCGGCGUGUUUAACGAGAGGGCUGAGCGAGAGCAGCUGCAUCGUGCUAUGAAGGUAUCGGUACCCCACUUACGUAGUGAGACCCGUCGUCACAGGGAAGCAACAGCUGGUCCUGUAAACAUUGCUUUGGAUGGUGACAGUGCUCAUAUUUGUAGAGAUGGCGAUGGUGGUGCGAUUGAUUAUCACAUCAUUGUUAGCUACGAUUGUGAGUUUCUUCUUCUUUCGCAUCUUCUCGGGGAGUCGGUAGCUGACGCGUUGGUGGCAUGGAACGCAUCAGUUCCCCAGGGGCCGCCGCUUCAUCUAACUGCUAAAUUCCCUGUGACUGCAUCAAAGGAGGUGCGACGCUCCUUCCACGAGGUGAUGUCGAAGCGGUACCCCCGGAUCACAUGCCGCGUUUCGAAUGGGCAGGUGGUCAUCAGGGGUUCGUCAAGUGGGUUUGGAAAGCGGCAGCGUGUUGACGGGAACAGGGAAACAGUUGGUUUCACUCACCUUCUCAUCCGCAAACGCAAUUUGGAUAUAAUGGAGCUGCGUAUGUUAUUGGCGGAGCACUUCUGCGUUCCUAUUGAUGCCGUUUGCACGGCAGGGAUGAAGGAUAAGUGUGCAGUGACGUACCAGCGCUGUUCGGUUCCCUGCACCCGGCAGCUCCGGCACCCUCGCGAAGAGGAAAGUGGAAUAGAUGGUGACGUUCCAUUGCGUUUGACGUGGACGGACGAUUUGUCAAGCUACGUGGAGAUUUUGCAGACUUCUGGACCGCACUCCGCACCUGUUGGAAUUGGUGAGCUCAAAGGGAACAUGUUCCACAUCCGGCUGCGUGAUGUUCGUGGUAUUACCCCUUCCGAGUUGAUGCAGAGGUCCUGCCGACUGGAGAAAGAGGGAUUUCUGAACUACUUUGGUCAGCAGCGUUUCAGUGAACAUGCUGAGUGUUUCAUGGACCACAUUGGUGUUCAUAUAUUAGGAGGUAGGUGGCCAGAAGCUGUGCGAUGCCUUCUUCGUGGGGCCCCCGAGUUGUACGACUUAUUUCCAACCCAUAUGGAACCACGUUACGUUCCCGCGAGGUUGCGUGAUGCACGUUGCAUUGUACAGGCACUCAACCGCCUUCACCGCACGCGUUAUACAACGCUAACCCGAGCGGACGUAACGGAAUGCACCCAGCUCUGGAGGGAUGUGUGCCGCGAUGCGCUACAGGCGGUGCCGUAUGCUUUCCGUGUAUUGUGGCUGUGCGGUGCGCAGAGUCUCAUCUUCAACCGCCUACUUUCCAUGUUACACGGCCCACAGUUGCCUGUGACUUUGCCGCUUUUGGGUUACAACGUAUCGGUCGAGGGGGGCGUUCGCUCAGCUGUUGACAAGGUUUUAAUGGAGCUGAACCUCGGGACGGUUGACGAGUUCGCCCAAAGGAAGAAGGUCCUCGGCGUGGGGAUGCCAGGGGCGUUACGGGCGACGGUUGUCCGGCCAGUGGGGUGCAGUGUGUCGUUUACUACUGUUGAAGGAGGGAGUAGUGAUGUCUUUGAUGCGACCCUGUCCUUUUUCCUCCCAUCGUCCAGUUACGCCACGAUCUUUCUGCGUGAGGUACUGGGCUGUGACACUUGGUGGUGA